GUGCGCUGCGCCGGGUCCGGCCCGUCGGCUCCGAGUCCGCGCUGCCCCCGAGGCGAUGCUGCUGCCCCCGCUGCGGAGAGCGCUGCUGGGCGGCCCCCGCGCUGGGCUGCGAUGGCAACACCGUAUAGCUGUAGAGGUGACCAACGAACCCAUUCUGGAGUUCAAGCGGGGCAGCCCGGAACGAGCGGCUCUUCAGAAGGCGCUAAACGAUCUGAAGGGCAAGACGGAGGCCAUCCCGUGCGUGGUGGGGGGAGAAGAGGUGUGGACGUCGGACGUCAGGUACCAGUUGUCGCCGUUCAAUCACUCGCAUAAGGUGGCCAAGUUCUGCUAUGCGGACAAGGACUUGCUUAACAAAGCCAUCAGUGCCGCCAUGGCCGUGCGGAAGGAGUGGGACCUGAAACCCGUCCAGGAGAGGGCACAGAUCUUCUUCAAGGCGGCCGACAUGCUGAGUGGGCCAAGGCGAGCGGAAAUGCUGGCCAAAACCAUGAUUGGGCAGGGCAAGACUGUCAUGCAGGCGGAAAUCGACGCAGCCGCGGAACUGAUAGAUUUCUUCCGAUUCAAUGCUAAGUAUGCUCUGGAGCUGGAGAACUCUCAGCCCAUCAGCGUCCCCAUCAGCACCAACAGCAUGGUCUACCGGGGGCUGGAGGGCUUUGUUGCAGCUGUUUCGCCCUUUAACUUCACUGCGAUUGGUGGGAACCUGGCAGGGGCUCCAGCUUUGAUGGGAAAUGUGGUCCUGUGGAAGCCCAGCGACACCGCCAUGCUGUCCAACUUCACCAUCUACAGGAUCCUCCUGGAAGCUGGUCUCCCUCCAAACGUCAUUCAGUUCGUCCCGGCUGACGGAGCUCUUUUUGGAGACACGGUCACAAGCUCUGAGCAUUUCUGCGGGCUCAACUUCACGGGCAGCGUGCCAACCUUCAAGCACCUUUGGAAGCAGGUGUCAGAGAACCUGGAUCGAUACCGCACCUUCCCGCGCCUGGCAGGAGAGUGCGGUGGGAAGAACUUCCACUUCGUGCACAGCUCAGCCGACGUGCCCAGCGUAGUGAACGGGACCCUGCGCUCGGCCUUCGAGUACAGCGGCCAGAAAUGCUCGGCUUGCUCCCGCCUCUACGCCCCCGACUCGCUGUGGCCCCAGAUCAAAGUGAAACUGUUGGAGGAGCACCGGAAGAUCAAAGUGGGAGACCCUGCCCAGGAUUUUGCGACCUUUUUCUCAGCUGUGAUCGAUGACAAGUCUUUUGCACGUAUUAAGAAGUGGAUCCAACACGCCAAGACGUCGCCCAACCUCAGCAUUCUGGCGGGGGGGACAUGUGACGACACCGUUGGGUAUUUUGUCGAGCCGUGUAUCGUGGAGAGCAAAGACCCAAAGGACCCCAUCAUGGAAGAGGAAAUUUUUGGCCCAGUCCUGACUGUGUAUGUCUAUCCAGAAAAGCAGUACAAGGAAAUCCUACAGCUUAUAGACACCACAUCCCCCUAUGGCCUCACGGGGGCAGUGUUCGCCCAGGAUAAGAACGUCAUCCAGGAAGCGAGGACGCUUCUGAGGAACGCAGCUGGCAACUUCUACAUUAACGAUAAGUCGACGGGUGCAAUUGUGGCCCAGCAGCCAUUUGGGGGCGCCCGUAUCUCAGGAACCAACGACAAACCAGGCAGUCCCUACUACCUCCUGCGCUGGACGUCUCCCCAGGCCAUCAAGGAGACCCAUGUGCCCCUUGGAGACUGGCAGUACGCGUACAUGCAAUGAUCGCGGCCCAGCGCCUUCCAUGCUGGGAGAACGCACUCUUACUACUGACUCCCAACGCACAGUGUAGUUGCUGAUCUCAGUGCCAACCUACGGCUCUAAUAGUAUUUAAAACAUUUUGUUUUUUCAAACAAAAUUUAACAGACUGUUACCCAG
Molecule: messenger RNA, 1888 nt
Organism: Chelonoidis abingdonii (Abingdon island giant tortoise)
Lineage: Eukaryota; Metazoa; Chordata; Testudines; Testudinidae
Gene: ALDH4A1
Product: aldehyde dehydrogenase 4 family member A1
Molecular function (GO): L-glutamate gamma-semialdehyde dehydrogenase (NAD+) activity
Source: RefSeq, a predicted model, not a curated record